Molecule: messenger RNA, 1284 nt
Organism: Diatraea saccharalis (sugarcane borer)
Lineage: Eukaryota; Metazoa; Arthropoda; Insecta; Lepidoptera; Crambidae
Source: the annotation of a GenBank genome assembly
AUGGAAUACGAAUACAAUGGAGAAGUGACAGUUUACAAUAAUAACAGUCAGAAAUUGAAUUACAAUUGUAAAAAUGAGUUUUACAAUCAUAUAAAUAACGAAUGUUUCGAUAAAAUCAGACAAAAAGAUUACGUUAGUAAAAACUAUGGAAUGAAAAUGGAGGAGCAAAUGGGACAAAAUUUGAACACUCCGUUUUCCGUCAAGGACAUUCUGAAUAUCAAUCAGCAGCCGAAUUAUUACGAACGAAACGAUGCAUGGAAACCGAGCGAUAGAGACAGAAGACUCGAGUAUCCUCACGACCAGAUAUACCAUCAGACACAAUAUUGUUCCCCAGAUUAUUUCAACCAAGUAUAUCCAAAUAUACCUGUGCAUGCAAACGUCGAUCCUUAUUGGAGCCAGGAUAUGUACCACGAUCCUAAAAUUGAGGAAUACUACAGUUAUAAUCAGUACUGUCAUAAUUUAUAUCAUCCGAACUAUGACUAUACUGAAGCAGUUACAGCUCAUCAGAUUGAAAGUCACCAGAAGGAACCUGUUUUACGGGAUCCCAUUCAUGUUCCUAGUAAUCCAAUAUUAGAACACAAGAAUGAAAAACAUGCUGAGCAAGUAAUAGAUACAACAUACAGUCAUACGGAAUUAUUUGAGAAAAUUACAUCCACGCCGAUCAAAAAUACUAGAGAGCCAUCGGCAGCAUCCAGUAAACAAGAAAGAAAAGAUAAAAACGCGAAAAGAAAACCAAGAAUCCUAUUCUCACAAACCCAAGUUCACGCCCUGGAAAUCAGAUUUCGGGCUCAAAAAUACCUCACCGCCCCCGAAAGAGAAGAACUAGCAAAAAAUCUAAACCUAACACCUACUCAAGUAAAAAUAUGGUUCCAAAACAGGAGAUACAAGAGUAAGAGGAUCAAAUCACCGGAAGUAUCGACAUCAACUGACGCAAAACCAAAUAAAAACACGUCCAACAGAAAACUUUACAAGACAGAUAAUAAAUUGAAUUCGGUGUAUGAUUACAAAACCGAUGUAGAAGAUGUUUUAUCAAAAGGUUUGAAUAACGAUGAAAAUUUGACUACUACAAUUUAUUUUGACGACAGCCUUACAUAUGAAGAAAACACGCAUGAUAAAUAUUAUGAUGGUAAAUUGGAAAUUGACGAAUCCAUAGAGACACACUCUGAUAUGUCAGGUUAUUUAAAAUGCCCACCUGAUGUUCACAUAGAUACAACCAAAGUCCACCCAAGCGACGGUCCAGAACUAAAGAAGUAUUUUAAUAACAUGCAUUACUUAUGUUCCUAG